GGAUAAAGCUGAAAGAUUAUCUUCCAGCAGGAUAAAUAAAAAUGUACAGCGGAGCUCCGUCCGGCGGAAUAGCAAUCGGCGGCGGCGGAGGAAGAGGAAGAGGAGGAGGAAGAACAUGGCCGUCGACGACGUCGGUAUCAACAUCAGGGAAGAGAAUACAGAAGGAAAUGACAGAAUUAAGCAUGGAAGCACCACCAGAUUGUGCAGCUGGACCUAAAGGAGAUAAUCUUUACCAUUGGGUUGCUACUCUCUUUGGACCACCUGGAACACCUUAUAAGGGUGGAAUAUUUUUUCUUGAUAUAACCUUUCCUUUUGAUUAUCCAUUUAAACCUCCAAAGGUUGUAUUCAAAACUCGCAUAUAUCAUUGUAAUGUAGAUCCUUCUGGCAAUGUUAGCUUGGACAUCCUAACAGAGAACUGGAGUCCAGCGUUAACAAUCUCAAAGGUGCUACUUGCUCUGAGAUCAAUGUUCACCAAUCCUGAAACUUAUAAGCCGGUUGUUCCUGGUAUUGCGCACUUAUACUUGGGAGAUAAAGCCAAACAUGAUGAAAUAGCUGCACAGUGGACACUGAGAUUUGCAAGGUGAAAGAAGAACUUGAUGUGGAACUUUUUUAACGAGUUCAGUGAAGGGUGAUUUAGAAAGACUAAGUACAUAGAUUGCACAGGAACUAUUGAGACAAGCCCCGUGUGUUGGACGUUUGAUGCCUCUCAGGUAUACAUGCUGACACUUGAGGUGUAAGUCUCGCUGAGGCAACAACCUCUACAUCUGUCCCAAAGUACCUCAUCUCGAGUCCCUAACGAGUCUCAAGUUUGCCUUCCAUGUGUGAUCCUCUGUAAGUUUUUGAACUUCUUGUUCAGUUUUUGUACUAGUGAACAU
Solanum tuberosum (potato) is the source of this 875-nucleotide messenger RNA. Its product is annotated as constitutive photomorphogenesis protein 10. The coding region runs from base 42 to 584 and encodes 180 amino acids. The record is from RefSeq and is a predicted model, not a curated record. NCBI's taxonomy places the organism in Eukaryota, Viridiplantae, Streptophyta, Magnoliopsida, Solanales, Solanaceae. The transcript has 5 exons.